AUGUCGAUGAAUCUCCGCCCUCCUUCCUUCCGUUCCCUCGCCGCCGCCUCCUCCGCCGCCAUGUAUUCUCGUCCCCAUUUCAGGGGAGCACGCCCUACAGGAAGGAGAACCUACUCCGACAGACCCUCAGGCCCUGCAGGCGGUGACCACGCGGAGUCGGUCUCCGGCGAUAACCAUUUCAGUGCAGUAAGUGAGACCAAUCGCGGAUUCCGACAUAGCUACAAUGCUGUACCCCCGCCACCUCAGUAUGCAGCUGCUCAGCGGUUCCACGGUCCCGGUCCGCAGUCCAACCAGACUUACGCACCUGUUUUCCAGCAGCGUCCCGGGGCCCAGGGUCCUUACAGGCACCCACGGCCCAUGAGUCCUGCUUUUAGUAAUCACCAUCAGUUCACACCACAGCAGGGGCCUCAACAGUAUAGGCCGAGACCCUCGAGGCCUCCAGACUAUCGAGACUGGGAGUAUAGGAAACGGGGUCUGCCUUCUCAUUCCGGGCGGUUUACGGUUCUCUCGUAUAACAUACUGGCUGACUACUUGGCCAACGAGCACUAUCACAAACUUUACUUUCAUAUUCCCCGCUAUAUCAUGGACUGGAAUUGGCGCAAGAAAAAUAUAUGUUUCGAGUUUGGGUUGUGGUCAGCUGACAUUUUGUGUCUUCAGGAGGUUGAUAGAUUUCAAGACAUCGAGGCAGAACUAAGGAACCGUGGUUAUGCUGGCAUUUGGAAGAUGCGAACUGGUGAUCCUGCUGAUGGUUGUGCUAUAUUUUGGCGUUUUUUAAGAUUCAAGUUGCUGCAUGAAGAAUCCAUUGAAUAUAUUAAGCUUGGCCUUCGGGAUAAUGUUGCCCAGAUAUGCGUGUUUGAGUCUCUGAGCGGACAGAAUAAUAUCAGCGCAACACCAACCUUGUCUGCAAGUGGCAGCUCAGCAAGCCCUAACAGAGUUGUUAUUUGCAACAUUCAUGUGCUUUUCAAUCCCAAAAGGGGAGAUGUAAAACUUGGACAGAUGAGGGUGCUUCUAGAGAGGGCGCACGCUGUUUCUAAGCUUUGGGGUGAUGCUCCAAUAGUUAUCUGUGGAGACUUCAACUGCACCCCUAAGAGUCCCUUGUACAAUUUCAUCUCAGAACAAAAGCUGGAUAUUUCAAAUUUGCCUCGUGAUCAGGUCUCCGGGCAGGCUAUGGCAGAAAUACGCCCUCAAAGGCCUCCUCCUGAUUUUAGGACACAAGCUGCGGACAUUGCUUCCUCUCAAGCUUCUGUAGUUAAUAGUGCAAAUAUAGAACAAAGGGACUUGCCUAUAGAUGCACAGAAUUCUGCCUCUCCUCAAAAUUUUGCAAAUGCCUCUUCCACAAGGAUGCCAGAAAACCAUUCAAGUGAUAUUACUAAUACAUCUGACCCUACAUCAACCUCUAACUCGAAUGUGUCUCAGCUUGAUGGGCCUUCUGAAGUAAUAUCUCCUGAUUCCCUUGAUCAUACCCCAUCAAAUCAAGAAGUAGCAAACGAGUCUCCUGAUAAAAUAUCUCCUGAUUCUCUUGAUCAUGCACCAUCAAAUCAAGAAGUUGCAUUGUCUGCUUCAUGCGAACCCACAGGCGCAGAUUUAUUGCUGGAUGAGAAACUUGAUCUUUUGUCACUCAAUGUAUCUGUUGAUGGGGCUAUGGAUAAACCGGGUGAAAAUUGUGAUUCAUUUCUUUCCGAACUACAUGGCCAAAGGGACUCACGUUCUCUUGAAGAUCAGGUUCUCGAUGGCAACCUUCAGGUUGAACAUGAGAUUAUGGCCGAUGUUUGGAAUAGUUCGUCUGCUUAUUCAUCGGCUUGGACUCCAGCAGAGAUACAAACUGCGACGGGCAGUGCGGACGACAUGGUUGUGGAACACCCCUUGAAGUUGAUGAGUGCGUAUGCAGAAGUUGAGAACUCAUCAGGGCUAAGAGAUUCGAGUGGUGAACCUUUCAUCACGAGCCACCAUAGACGUUUCUCAGGCACAGUUGAUUAUAUAUGGCACACAGAAGGUCUGCAAACUCUAAAGAUUCUUGCUCCAAUUCCGAAACAUGUCUUGCAGCAAACUCGGGGAUACCCCACAAAGAAAUGGGGAAGCGAUCACUUGGCACUGGUUUCUGAAUUUGCCUUCACUAAGGAUAUCAUGUCCUCUGAAAAUUCCGGCCAAUAA
Molecule: messenger RNA, 2151 nt
Organism: Striga hermonthica
Lineage: Eukaryota; Viridiplantae; Streptophyta; Magnoliopsida; Lamiales; Orobanchaceae
Source: the annotation of a GenBank genome assembly